Messenger RNA from Microstroma glucosiphilum, 1540 nucleotides. RefSeq lists its product as hypothetical. NCBI's taxonomy places the organism in Eukaryota, Fungi, Basidiomycota, Exobasidiomycetes, Microstromatales, Microstromataceae. The transcript has a single exon. Bases 104 to 1402 code for a protein of 432 amino acids. The record is from RefSeq and is a predicted model, not a curated record.
CAUCCAUUCCACCUUUGGCCUCGUACGGAGGCGUAGAUAGAGGUGACGAGUGAAUCGAAGGUAUCAUCGUCGGGUGACUCUUGGUUCAUCUCGGCGUCUCACUAUGCCUGUUGAUCCCACCACUGCAGCCAUUGGCUUUCCCGGCGGAUCCGCAAGUCUGUACCACCUCCAUGCAGCAGUCGCAGCGCUACUCCCGAGUACCAGCAGUAGUGAUAGCUCUGGGAGCAGUACCUCGCUGCCUCUUCCCUCGGCUUCUCUCUGCCACUCGCGAGCCUUUCUCCUCGAUCUCAAGAGUCAGGCAGAUGAUGUUGCUGGUUCAAGCUCAGGCUCAAGCGCGGCUCCAGCGGUAGGAACGUCCAGGUCAGGCCUCUGGCAGACCGAGCAGGAGCGCGAGCGGGAGGCAUCCGAGUCACUCUCAUUGAUCAGCAGACGGCACAGAGGAGAGGAGAGGGCACUUGGUGAUGCGCUGGACGCUCUGCCGGCGCACUGGAAGCUGCACAAUGCCUUUUGCUCGCGGUGCGUGGGCGUAGUAGUGCCGGGGAUUACUGCAUCCUCACUGGUCGGCAAAGGCAAGCAAAGGGAGGUCGAGCCGCAUCGCGUAGCGCAAGGCGUGACUCUAGGACCAAGAUCCAAGGAUGCCGUUCGCAAGAGGAAGAGGAUGCGGCAAUCUGCAAAUGCGGACCUAGACGGCCCACCACUGGUCUGUCUCCUCUGCCAGACCGGCAACACUCUCGCAAUGACGUCCAGCAAGCGGCGGAAGGAUCGCCAUUUGGAAACUCCAGCUGGGAUACUCAAGAGCUAUUCUCCAUUGACGAGUGAAGAGAAGCUGGCAAAGAAGGCCAGUCUAAGCAGAUUUCAGUCUGUCCGGCGGAGGGAGGGCGUGAAGGAGGUGGGCGCAGCGAGGCAGGAGACACGUCCGCCAGCAGCUCAGAUGUCGGUCAAAGUUGAGAAGAGCCAGCUCGAGCCUAUGUCCUCGAACGAUACGAGCCAGGCUCAGAGGGACAGUGGUAGUACUUUGCAAGCAGGCGGAGAGGGCAACACGUCGAAGAGGUCUCUCCAGCCAGACAUCGCAGCGCCGAACAAGACGAUGCUCCUUGCCUCGCCGGCACCGCGUAGUAAGCAGUCCGAACAGAAGGCUCUAUCGAAGGCGCUCCUCCCCGACCCUACGGCCAAUACUCCCACAUCGAAACCCCCCGCCAAGACCACAGCCGCUCUACCGGCUGUCCAGAGCGGAACGGGCAAUAACAAGAAGAAGGACCACAAGGCUGCUCUGCGUGCCAUGCUCGCCAAGGGCGGGGCGGUGGAAAAGAAGGGGAGCAGCAGCAGUAAGAGCAAGGAGGAGGAGCGACCAGCGUCUGGGGGAGGAGGUGGGGGACUGAGAGACUUCUUGGCUGGCUUGUGAGGUAGAGAGGACGGCGAGGCGCGGGAGACUGUGACAGACACCUAAGCUGGCUGUUUAUGCACUUGUACAUUGACAUUGUAGAGCUACAUCCAUGCGCAGUCUUGAGUGAUGGUGACGAGCGUUCCUUUCUUUUGCAUU